Mucor mucedo is the source of this 1897-nucleotide messenger RNA. RefSeq names its product cyclin-domain-containing protein. The transcript has 4 exons. Lineage: Eukaryota; Fungi; Mucoromycota; Mucoromycetes; Mucorales; Mucoraceae. Gene Ontology annotation, biological process: regulation of cyclin-dependent protein serine/threonine kinase activity. Gene Ontology annotation, cellular component: nucleus; cyclin-dependent protein kinase holoenzyme complex. Gene Ontology annotation, molecular function: protein kinase binding; cyclin-dependent protein serine/threonine kinase regulator activity. Bases 115 to 1740 code for a protein of 541 amino acids. The record is from RefSeq and is a predicted model, not a curated record.
UCUUUUUUUCCCUUUUCUCCCUCAUUUUUUCUUUUUUUUUUUCUCCUUUUUUUUUUUUUUUUUAUUAAGAGUGUUUGUUUGAUAUACGAGGGUACAUGUAAAAUAAGUAAUAAAAUGUACUCGCAGCAACAAGGACAACAACAAGGACAAGGGCAACAAGGUCAAUACCAAGUGAUGGAAAAUGGAUAUAACAAUAUUCCAUAUCUCCCACCACCUGCGUCCGUCAACUUUCGACAAAACCAACAGCUUCCACCACCACCACUGCCACCACCACAUCAUCAUCCUCAUCAUCACCAACAACAACAACAUCAACAACAGCAGCAUCAGCAUCAGCAUCAACAGUAUGUUGUACCACCUGAAGCCGUACCAAGCGCCACAGAUGCACCACCAACACCUCUAUUAUCGAUUACUCAGCUGGCUGAUUUUGCUUCUACCAUGGUCUAUCUAAUGUGGCAUGCAAGAAGACCCUCUGUCAUGGCUUUACAUGAUCAUUCGAAAUUCGUACAGCCCAGUCAUACGGAGGAUCGCAACCUGGGACAUUCGAGAGAGACAGCAAACAUCGCUAACCGUACUAGUUCUGCCUUUAAAAAGUUUUGUAAACAAAUUUUAUCUGCAACUCAACUUUCUGAAUCAGUCAUAUUAUUAUCACUAAAAUACAUUGCCAUGCUUUUACAAAAUAAUCCUAGUAUACAAGGCGCAGAUGGAUCUGAAUAUCGAUUAUUUACUGUAGCGUUGAUGUUGGCCAAUAAAUUCUUGGACGAUAAUACGUUUACAAACAAGACAUGGUCAGAAGUAUCUGGUAUGAAAGUCACGGAUUUGAACAUUAUGGAAUUAGAAUUUUUAGAUGUCUUGCGUUUUAAACUGUUUAUCCGAAAUGAUGAGUAUGAACGUUGGAAAGCCGCUAUUCUAUUGUUUCGAAAUCAACUUUUGAAUGCAGAUGAAGCACAAAAACAAGAACAUCAACAACAAUUAUUAGAGGAAUCAUUUAAGGGCAUUGUCUUGCCGAAUAUUCAACAACAGCAACAACAGCAACAACAACAAUAUCAAUUCCUACUCAUGUUAUCCAAAGCACAAUUACCUCAUUUCCCUACUCAACCAUUAAAUAGACCAUUAACGCGUGUGCCUUUACGUAUACCUUUACAACCCGUUUGGAGAAAUGCUCAGCAACAACAACAACAACAACAGCAGCAGCAACAACAACAACAAGUACAGGCAAAUGUCAGCGUCCCACCCGUAACCACGACUACGACUACGCAAGCACCACAAACGGUGACACCCAUGUAUGAACAACCUUCUUCUAAUUCCGAUUAUUAUCAUGCAAAGCCAGCUCCUACAUCGUAUGAUAGCUAUGCACACCGACCCAACGAGCAAGCCUAUCCUUACAAUACACCUUCUACGGUUAAUACGAGCACAUAUCAGCAAAUGUAUUCUCAGUCGAACACACCCAUCAGUACACCUUGUAGUAGAUUGUCAGGCAUUACAACAUCGAGUACAGCCCCUGCUGAUUACUAUAACCGAAACUAUACGCCGCAACAACCAUUAAGGACUCGAAAUUCGUUUUAUGGAGAACAACAACAACAAACCCCUCAACAACAACAACAACAAUCUGCCGAUUACUCCUCUUAUGAUAUGUCGGGGUCACAAUCAACAAGUGAUAUUUAUUCACGAGUUCCAACAGCUGGUUAUCAACAGGUAUCUAUUCUUUUGAGAUGUAUGAUUUUUAUAUCUUUUUUUAAUUAAUCACUUCUCUUUUUUUGAUAGCAGCCACAGCAACAACAGUAUAGACCUGCACCUAUCCAAUUACAACUUCAACAACAACAACAACAACAACAAAUGUAUAAUAAUAAUAAUAAUUCAAGAAAAUACACUGGUCCUAUGCCAGAGGAUCCACUUACUG